Molecule: messenger RNA, 1995 nt
Organism: Emys orbicularis (European pond turtle)
Lineage: Eukaryota; Metazoa; Chordata; Testudines; Emydidae
Gene: GUF1
Product: GTP binding elongation factor GUF1
Exons: 17
Coding region: 1-1995 (664 amino acids)
Biological process (GO): positive regulation of translation
Cellular component (GO): mitochondrion
Molecular function (GO): mitochondrial ribosome binding; GTPase activity; GTP binding
Source: RefSeq, a predicted model, not a curated record
AUGUUGUCGCUUGUGACCAGGGCAGCGGGGGUCUGGGUCAGGCUGCGGCGCGCCUGUAGCACUGCUGCUUUGUUAUGCUGUCAGCCGUGCAUGGAAAAAUGCCCUGCGGAUCAUGUUGUGUUCUCCAGACCCUAUAGUUCCCAAAAGAAGGAAAAACUGGAUAUGUCUAUAUUUCCUGUUGAAAAUAUUAGAAAUUUCAGUAUCAUAGCUCAUGUAGACCAUGGCAAAAGCACUCUAGCAGACAGGCUAUUGGAAAUUACAGGAACAAUUGCUAAAACUGACCGAAAUAAACAAGUGCUGGAUAAACUGCAAGUGGAACGGGAAAGAGGGAUCACAGUUAAGGCACAGACUGCAUCUCUCUUUUACAGUUAUGAAGGAAUGAACUACCUCUUAAAUCUCAUUGACACACCAGGUCAUGUAGAUUUUAGCUAUGAAGUAUCACGGUCACUGUCUGCCUGUCAAGGUGUCAUUCUUGUAGUGGAUGCAAAUGAGGGUAUUCAAGCACAAACGAUGGCAAACUUCUAUCUUGCUUUUGAAGCACAACUGGCAAUAAUUCCUGUUAUAAACAAGAUUGACUUGAAGAAUGCAGACCCUGAAAGGGUUGAGAAACAAAUUGAAAAGCUAUUUGAUAUCUCUAAGGAUGAAUGUAUUAGGAUUUCUGCUAAACUAGGAACGAAUGUGGAAAAGGUUCUUCAGGAAGUUAUUGAAACGGUUCCACCACCCAGUGUUAACAUUAGAGACCCACUGAAAGCCUUGGUAUUUGACUCCACCUUCGACCACUACAGGGGUGUCAUAGCUAACAUUGCGCUUUUUGGUGGAGAGGUUCAGAAAGGACAUAAGAUUGUGUCUGCUCACACAAGGAAGACCUAUGAAGUUAACGAAGUAGGAAUUCUGACGCCAAAUGAACAGCCAACUCAUAAAUUAUAUGCUGGACAGGUGGGCUAUCUGAUUGCUGGGAUGAAAGAGGUUACGGAAGCCCAAAUAGGAGACACACUGUAUUUACAUAAGCAGCCAGUGGAGCCUUUGCCUGGCUUUAAAUCAGCGAAACCAAUGGUCUUUGCAGGAAUGUACCCAGUAGACCAGUCGGAAUAUAACAACCUGAAAAGUGCUAUAGAAAAACUGACACUAAAUGAUUCCAGUGUAACUAUUCAUCGGGAUAGCAGCCUUGCCUUAGGAGCUGGAUGGAGGUUGGGGUUUCUUGGUCUUCUACAUCUGGAAGUUUUUAAUCAGCGCUUGGAGCAAGAAUACAAUGCAUCUGUCAUUUUGACUGCACCCACUGUUCCAUAUAAGGCUGUUCUUUCCUCAGCAAAAUUGAUAAAGGAGCACGGAAAAGAGGAGAUUACUGUUAUCAACCCUGCUGAGUUUCCUGAUAAAUCUUCAGUAUCGGAAUAUUUGGAACCAACCGUUUUGGGGACUAUCAUAACACCCGAUGAAUAUAUUGGAAAAAUCAUAACUCUGUGUCAGACUCGCAGGGCUGUUCAGAAGGACAUGAUGUACAUUGAUGAGCACAGGGUUAUGCUGAAAUAUAUCUUCCCACUGAAUGAAAUUGUGGUGGAUUUUUAUGAUGCUCUGAAAUCACUCUCUUCUGGAUAUGCUAGUUUUGAUUAUGAAGAUGCAGGAUACCAGGCAGCAGACCUUGUCAAAAUGGAUAUUCUUUUAAAUGGAAACUCUGUUGAAGAAUUGGGAACUGUUGUACACAAAGACAAAGCAUAUGCUGUUGGCAAAGCCAUGUGUGAACGUUUAAAAGAUGCUAUUCCUAGACAGUUGUUUGAAAUAGCCAUCCAGGCAGCUCUUGGCAGCAAAGUCAUUGCAAGAGAAACAGUGAAAGCUUACAGAAAGAAUGUUCUGGCAAAAUGUUAUGGUGGAGAUAUUACACGGAAAAUGAAGCUUUUGAAGAGGCAAGCAGAAGGAAAGAAAAAGAUGAGGAAAAUUGGCAACGUGGAAGUGCCCAAAGAUGCCUUUAUAAGUGUUCUAAAGAGACAAUCUGAAAAGUAA